AUGGAACUCAGAGACCAAAUGAAGAGUGACUGGAGUCCAUACUGUCAGCCAGCGACGGAGUUUGAUCAUUGCAGUGAGCUGAACGGCAGCUACAUGAGGCCGGAGGACGAUUCAGAGCCAUACUGCAACAUCUGGACAGAUGCAGAACCUGCAAGGGUUCCGACCUGUAGCGGUCACUCAUUUGCAAUGGAAGCCCGUAUAAGACUGGAUAACCUGAAGUCUGGGUGUAAUCCAUCUUCACCGCGCUGCGGCACAAAAAGGAUGUUGUUCAACUACGACAGUGAGAAAGACCUCUGGGACAGUGAGGAGUCUGCUCUGGACAUGGUGGAUAUCCUGGAUGUAGAGGAUGACGUGCAUGAUGAGGAGAGCUGGCUCUAUGAGCUUCCCAGGAAGUCUGUAGAGGAGAAGGAGUCUGCUCUGAAAUGGUGCCGACACGUCCUGGAUAACCCCAGCCCGGAGGUGGAGGCUGCACGUCAUGCACUUCUGAAUACGCUGGAUCAAAAAUCAAGACGUCACGUCUACAGACAACCUGCAGUUUAUCACCAGGCUGCCGAUGUCCCCCUGGGCUCCUCUUCGGACAUGUCGGACAACUCCACACACCCCACCUCUGGCCGUUUAGGUAAUGUCUUCAUAACAGACUCAGGAGCAUAG
Molecule: messenger RNA, 651 nt
Organism: Salarias fasciatus (jewelled blenny)
Lineage: Eukaryota; Metazoa; Chordata; Actinopteri; Blenniiformes; Blenniidae
Product: SLAIN motif-containing protein 2-like
Exons: 3
Coding region: 1-651 (216 amino acids)
Biological process (GO): cytoplasmic microtubule organization; microtubule nucleation; positive regulation of microtubule polymerization
Cellular component (GO): microtubule plus-end
Source: RefSeq, a predicted model, not a curated record